Molecule: messenger RNA, 2766 nt
Organism: Ziziphus jujuba (common jujube)
Lineage: Eukaryota; Viridiplantae; Streptophyta; Magnoliopsida; Rosales; Rhamnaceae
Product: transcription repressor OFP5
Exons: 1
Coding region: 638-1888 (416 amino acids)
Biological process (GO): negative regulation of DNA-templated transcription
Source: RefSeq, a predicted model, not a curated record
UAAAAAUCGAAAAUAUAAAAUUCUUCCACUUCCAGUCUAGUAGUCUAUGUUCCAUCUUCAUAGCCAAGUUGCUGUCUAAAACAGUGAUACAAAGGAAGUGGACUUUCAACAUACUAAAAACACAGCUAGUACCCACUUACUCUAAAUUACUAAUACUAAUAAAUGAACUUAAAAUUGAUUUCUUCCUUGGCCUAGAGGGUUCAAGAGGUCCCCCUUUUCUUUUCUUUUAUUUAUGAAAAUAUUUUUGGGGGGUAGCUUAGAUGUCCCAUGAUGGGGGCAUAAAUCUUUAUCAAAUAGAAGCCACAAAGUAGGAAAAAGUGGAAGAGUGGUCACAGGAUUUAGGGCGGGCCUUUCUUUUGAAAAACAAAAAAAAAAAUAUAUAGAUCAAACCCAGUAAGAAACCCACGUUCCUAUUAACACCCCUAACCGUCCCCCUUCUUUCCCACCACCUCUCUACCUUCUACAACCUCUCUCUCUCUCUCUCUCUGUUUCUCUCUCUCUCUCUCAAUUAUCAUUAUUCCAAUUCAGCUCCUAAUCACAUUCUUCUCUGCAACUCACAAAACACCAAAAAAAGAAGAGAAAAAAAAAAACCUUAAACCUUAAUAAUAUCAAAUACUAACAGUUUCCCAAAAACCAAAUGAAGUGGGGAAGAAGAAAACUUCACCCUCCUCCUUCACCUCCUUCUUCUUCUCGGCCUUCUUUGAUCUCCCAUGUCUUUCCCAUGUCAUGGAUUUCCAAGUUCAAGCAAAAGAGUGCUACUACUUCUGAGCAAAAACCCAGAAAAGCAAAUUACAAAGGGAAGUGGAAUUCUCCGACUUUAAUGAGCUCACCAAAGUAUGCUUGUAAGGAUAAUGGUGGUGGUUUCUAUGGUUUAGAGGAUGAUGAUGCAUAUUGGAGACUGUCAUUUCGAGAAGAUGGUGCUGAAGGGAAGAAAGAUAGGGGUGUUUCGCAAUCGGUUUGGUAUGAUUCAGAUGAUGGUGAUGAGUUUCAAGUUCCGUCCUCGAGUUGUCGAAACUGCAGAGUGAAUGCUGUGAAAGUGAGUGAAAGAGAAGAGAAGCAAAAGUUGAACGGCAUGCACAGAUGUAAGAAAGAGAAAGAAACAGGUCUGAGAACUCCAAGGAGUAGAAAUGAAAAAGAGUGGAAACUAAGGAAGGCAAAGCGAGGGGCUACUGAGAAGAAACCGGAAUUUAGAAGAGAACAGGGUAAAGCAGAGAAGGGAUCAACAAAAUGUGUGGAGCAGGAUAUAUUGGAAAUGGAAGAUUUCACAGGAAUUUGUAGACAAGAGAAGGAAAAGUUCUUACCAAUUGAUUCAGACACCAAAAAGAAACAUCAUUAUGUCUCUCCAACGGAUUCAAGAAAUCCAAUUCUGAAUCAACCAAUUUCUGAAGAACAAAUGAGCUCAAAUUGGAAAAUUCUGAAACAACAGAAAAUGGAAGAGAUAAAGUCAAGGAGUGAGGAACACAGAAAGUCCCUACACAUAAGCAGGGAAUUUCAGAGGAGAAAAACAAAAGUGAAUAACAAAGUCAGAGUUUAUUCUCCAAGAACAACUUCAAGGGUUGAAAUAUGCAAGAUAAAAGCUCUCGAGGACAUGAAGAAGGCCAAAUUGAAGAUGAAGAAGGAGACUAAAGAGAGAACAGUGCAGUUAAAAAAUGGGUUAGAUAGCUGUGCAGUGGUAAAGUGUUCCUACGAUCCACAGCAAGAUUUCAGAGACUCAAUGAUUGAGAUGAUCAUGGAGAAAGGGAUUAACCAACCGGAAGAGCUCGAAGAACUCUUGGCUUGUUAUCUGACAUUGAAUUCUGAUGAAUACCAUGAUCUUAUCAUCAAGGUGUUCCGACAGGUAUGGUUCGAGCUGAAUCAAUCCAGUUAUGGUACUGAAUUUACAGAAUGAACAAUGCUGUUUUAUGACUAAGUUUCUGUGUUAGCUGGUGAUACGAAAAAUGUUAACCACAUUGUAAAUUAGUUACACUCUACUGUUAUGAUACUUUGCGCUUCUAAUUGCAUUAGACUUUUUAGCUUCAAAAAUUAUUGUCUAAACUUUUGAAUUAAAUUUCAUCGAAAUUUACAUUCUAUUAUAAGAUCUGGGUUCCUCUAUUCUCAGUACAUAGGAUAAAGAUGAGCAAUUUUGGGACUUCCACUGUUGUUGUUAGCUUAUUUUUCUUCAAAGAGAAGCAGACACUUAACCUUACAACCUUGCAGACAGAGAAACCCGUGAGCAUGUGGCAUUCCAGUAAACAUUUCAGUGUCAUCACAUUUCCAAGAAAGAAUAUCCUCUUUGCAAACUUUCAUUAAAUGGAAGUGCAUGUAUUUUUGGGUAUAUUCCCAAAACAACCUUACCGAGUAAUACCAAUAUGUGAAACAAGAAAUCAAAGUAAGCGUCAAUCUUCAAACUUCAAAGCACGCCCAUUACUCAUUAAGAACCAUAAGGCCAUUUGGUUAAAGAAUAAGUACUAGGGAAGAAGCAGAGUGACGUGUGCUAAUGGCAUAGACUAGGAUCAUGGCAAGCCUAGUGUUUGGACAUUAAUGAAAUCUUAAAGAUCGAGACUCAAUAAUGGGGAAGUCAAUAAAGCUAGAAUUUGGCACACCCAAUGUCGAAUACGUCAGAAUGGGCAACAGCAUGCAUGGAAUUGGAAUCUCAUUUUCCGAGCAAAUCUCAGAGGACUUCAAGGAACAUAAGCAUUAAUGAAUCAACUACGUAGGCAGGAAUGAAAUAUGUCACGUCGUGCUCCAACAUCACAGAGCCAAGUACUUGUACUACCUUCCACUGUU